GGAGGCGCCGUCCCCGUCUGCGCCCCGCUCGUAUCAUGUGACCGAGGAGCGCUCGGGGGCCUGAGGCGGUGGACGCGAGGAGCUGCGGGUCCUGGGCGAGGGCGGACGGCGGGGCGGCAUGGAGGCGACUUUGGAGCAGCACUUAGAGGACACAAUGAAGAAUCCAUCCAUCGUUGGAGUCCUGUGCACAGAUUCACAAGGGCUUAAUCUGGGCUGCCGUGGGACCCUAUCAGAUGAGCAUGCUGGGGUGAUAUCUGUUCUAGCCCAGCAAGCAGCUAAGCUAACCUCGGACCCCACUGAUAUUCCUGUUGUGUGUCUAGAAUCAGAUAACGGGAACAUUAUGAUCCAGAAACAUGAUGGCAUCACAGUGGCAGUGCACAAAAUGGCUUCUUGACGUCUCCUGUCAGUUCUGCAGCAGCGUGUCAUAGGCACUUGAUCCUAUCUGUGUUAAUUAUCUUAUAGAACAUUAAAGUUCCAGUAGUUAAGCCAUUCAUUUAAUGUACAUUGAGCACUUUUCUGUUAAUUUUAGAGUAAGCUGCUUUUUGACACUGUAUGACUACUAGUUAAGAAAGGAUCAUGUUUUGAAGCAGCAGGUCCAGGUCAUUUUGUAUAUAGAAUUUUGUUAUGUUCAAUAAAUUUGGUUGGAGGAAAGCUUGUUAAA
Messenger RNA from Equus quagga, 661 nucleotides. It is a transcript of the gene LAMTOR5, whose product is annotated as late endosomal/lysosomal adaptor, MAPK and MTOR activator 5. Gene Ontology annotation, molecular function: guanyl-nucleotide exchange factor activity. Lineage: Eukaryota; Metazoa; Chordata; Mammalia; Perissodactyla; Equidae. The transcript has 4 exons. Gene Ontology annotation, cellular component: cytoplasm; Ragulator complex; lysosome. The coding region runs from base 119 to 394 and encodes 91 amino acids. The record is from RefSeq and is a predicted model, not a curated record. Gene Ontology annotation, biological process: positive regulation of TORC1 signaling; cellular response to amino acid stimulus.